AUGGCUAAUAUUAACUACCACGAAAUCAACAUUCAUGAAGACAUUGAGCGUCCUUUGAACGCUGUGAUGGCUAAGGAUCUUAGCACCGCGGUGAAGGUUGAGUUCCAUCUUCUUGGCGAGGGGGAGAGUGAUUUCUUACAGGUGAAGUGGUUUAACGGAGAGGGUCAGAUCUGUGAAGGCUACUUCAACAAGUUUUACAACCGAUGGCUGCGUAGCCAAUUCAUCACGGCUUUGACGGCUUUAUUUGAGCUUCCUUUCGAGGUUAUUAACCACGACAUGGAUGAUGUUGCCAAUGACGCCGAUGACGCCGGUGCCGAUGGCGGUGACAAUGACGGUGCCGAUGACGGUGAUGAUGAUACGAUCGAUGAUAUGAUCGAUUUCCCUUCUGACGCGGAUGGAACGAUCGAUUGGGAUGAGGCCGAUACCGAUGAUGCCGAUGAUACCGAGUGAGGAG
Messenger RNA from Seminavis robusta, 454 nucleotides. The record is from the annotation of a GenBank genome assembly. NCBI's taxonomy places the organism in Eukaryota, Bacillariophyta, Bacillariophyceae, Naviculales, Naviculaceae.